This is a messenger RNA of Suillus clintonianus, 2091 nucleotides long. RefSeq lists its product as uncharacterized. Bases 1 to 2091 code for a protein of 696 amino acids. The transcript has 7 exons. Lineage: Eukaryota; Fungi; Basidiomycota; Agaricomycetes; Boletales; Suillaceae. Gene Ontology annotation, molecular function: DNA binding. The record is from RefSeq and is a predicted model, not a curated record. Gene Ontology annotation, biological process: DNA integration; DNA recombination.
AUGGUGCGACUGACAAAGGGGUCCGCAAAAACUUCACAGCCUCCAAAUGUUGCUCCGAAGAAGGCUGGACGAAAGAAGGGAUCCGCUGUCCCGAAGACAGCUCUGGCAGAUGUUCAGAAGUGUAAGCAACAUGGAAUAGACACUCACCUUCAGGCAAACAAUACAAGGACCAACUACGCUGGGCACGUCCGACGCGGGCGGGAAUGGCUGGCGAGCCACUUCGACAAUUUGAGCAGGUCUGCUACAAGCACCGACAACGUGUCCAAAGACUCACCAGCACUUAGUAUGCUGCCACUGCCUGCUGGUGUCGCAACAGAUGCAGAUGAUGACAUAUAUGAUGAUCCUGCAUUCAAGGACGUGUUCGAUAGCAUACCAAACGGAUGCUCCGACAAAGCAUUGGCACUCUUUAUGUCUCUGAAAGGGUUCCACGAGAACUUGAGUAAGACAACUGUUGAGAGCAUCCGUUCGGCAUUUAAGAAGCUGUGGGAGCUAUCAGAUGGUGACAGAUUCCGUGGUAAAUGGCACUUCAACGAGGCCAAGCAGUGCUGGGAGGGAAAUCCCGCUGAUUCAGCGGAUGUCUAUGAUGUGCUGUCAUCGGUCAAGCACAAAGCAAGUGCGGAGGGUGGAGAUCGGACUCACUCAAUGGCAAUGACAAAAGACUACAUGAAUCAGACACUUCGAUGGCAUCAGGCCACGUGUCCACUCGAGAUCGCGCUGCAGAUGAUUUGGAAGGUAAUGAGUGGCACUCAGCCUUCAGAUGUGCAUCUAGACCUAGAAACAAGAUCACGACUCACCCGUCAUCUCGAACAAGUCACAUUCGAAGCCAACGCAUGGACACUGUGGACGAGGUGCGAACUGCCGAGUUUGCUAAAAACGUACCUCACAGGCAAGACACUGGCACUAAGUGAGUGCCAGUCUCACUUCAAGAUCUUCCUCUCGAACCGUAAAGGGUGGCAACGGAAGGUCGACAAGGGCCAGUGGGAAGCAGAUUUAAGAUCAAAUCACUACAAGAUCUAUCCACGCCCAGACAUCCUGGCCUGCGACAACUUUUUUUGGACGUUGGUCUGGAUCAAAUGGCUGGAGCACUUUCACUAUGGACACUCACUUCAACCCAACGAUUUCAUCUUUCCCGCAAUGGGUGCCAGCGGGGUGGUACAGCCUGGCCAACCGAUAUCUCAUGAUACAGUACAAAAGUGGAUCAACGAGGCUACAACAGGCGCUGGCAUUCUCAGCAACUUCUCAACCCACUGCUUUCGUCGUGGGGGUGCACAGUACUGGUUUAUGUUUGCUCCCGUGGGUCAGCGGUGGACACUCGCCAAAGUUAGGUGGUGGGGUGGAUGGGCCGAAGGCGAGCAUCGCGACACACUCGUUCGUUACCUACUCGAUGAAUUACAUGCCUACGAGAAUGACUACAGUGAUGCCCUUGCCCCCAUCUCCCGUGGUGCUAACACCUCCCUCGCUGGUGAACAAGCUCUCAUGAGACCGGCGCUGCCUGCACCAUCACAUUGGUUAGUGUGCGCAGUGAGUUGUGAACUGAUCCGAUGUGCCUCCGAGUCUCACACACCACGGCCAACUCCACCAUACACCCCAUCCCGCGAAGGAGGACACCUCACAGCCACACACCGCCCUUCACCCAGAGCUGUCACCAGCCAGAGCAGCAUCCUCGCUUCGCAACGACCUGCCGCUACUAAAACUACCCCACCAUCCAAGAACACCACCUCCCAAUCCCUCCCUACCGCUGGCCUUGUAAUUCCCCGUGUGCCUGUCACUCGUCCAAACGGCACAACCAGCCCGAAGAGUAAGUCCUGGAAGGAGAUCGUCGAGCAUUGGCUCGUCGGCGACCCAGACAGGGGAUUGAGGACGCCACUCAAAGAUUGGCCGAAGGAGUGGUACCAAGGCGCCAAUCGACGAUUCGCGUCGAAGUACCAUCAAAGGGCAACCAUCGCGCUGGAAUUCAUCAAUGAGUACGAGUCUAACGAGUCGCGUUUCCUCGCAGCAUAUCCAGAGGCCGAAAUGGGACACACACAGUUGCUGAAGGCCAUCAACGAGGCACGCGCUGCCCUCGUGCAGCGCGUCUCUCGCAAAAAGUGA